CCCUCCCAAAGAAGAGAGGAAAAGAAGAGAGGUUGUGAGAUUCAGCUAUGGCGAAAGAAGGUCCCGCUGUGGGGAUUGAUCUGGGCACGACGUAUUCUUGCGUCGGUGUGUGGCAGCACGAUCGGGUGGAGAUCAUCGCCAAUGAUCAAGGAAACAGGACGACGCCAUCGUAUGUGGCCUUCACCGACACGGAGCGGCUGAUUGGCGAUGCCGCCAAGAACCAGGUCGCGAUGAAUCCCGUCAACACUGUCUUCGAUGCGAAGCGUUUGAUCGGCAGGCGAUUCUCGGACUCUUCGGUCCAAAGCGACAUGAAGUUGUGGCCAUUCAAGGUCACUGCUGGUGCCGCCGAGAAGCCGAUGAUCACGGUCACCUACAAGGGCGAGGAGAAGACCUUCGCGGCCGAGGAGAUCUCUUCCAUGGUCCUGAACAAGAUGAAGGAGAUUGCCGAGGCCUUCUUGGGCGCCACUGUGAAGAACGCGGUCAUCACGGUGCCCGCUUACUUCAACGAUUCGCAGAGGCAGGCCACCAAGGACGCUGGUGUCAUCUCGGGCAUGAACGUCAUGAGGAUCAUCAACGAGCCUACCGCCGCGGCCAUCGCCUACGGUCUGGACAAGAAGGCGACGAGCGCUGGCGAGAAGAACGUCCUCAUCUUCGAUCUGGGUGGCGGAACCUUCGACGUCUCGCUGCUGACGAUCGAGGAGGGCAUCUUCGAGGUGAAGGCGACUGCCGGAGAUACUCACUUGGGUGGUGAGGACUUCGACAACAGGAUGGUGAAUCACUUCGUCCAGGAAUUCAAGCGCAAGUACAAGAAGGAUAUCAGUGGAAAUCCCCGGGCGCUGAGGAGACUGAGGACCGCUUGCGAGCGCGCCAAGAGGACUCUCUCGUCCACCGCGCAGACGACAAUCGAGAUCGACUCGCUCUUCGACGGCAUUGACUUCAACACCACCAUCACCCGCGCCAGGUUCGAGGAGCUCAACAUGGACCUCUUCAGGAAGUGCAUGGAGCCAGUGGAGAAGUGCCUGAGGGACGCGAAGAUGGACAAGAGCAGCAUCCAUGAUGUUGUGCUCGUUGGCGGCUCCACCCGAAUCCCGAAGGUGCAGCAGCUGCUCCAGGACUUUUUCAACGGCAAGGAGCUGUGCAAGAGCAUCAACCCGGACGAGGCGGUGGCGUAUGGGGCCGCGGUCCAGGCCGCCAUCCUGAGCGGGGAAGGCAACGAGAAGGUCCAAGACCUCCUCUUGCUGGACGUGACGCCGCUCUCGCUUGGGCUGGAGACCGCCGGAGGGGUGAUGACGGUGCUCAUCCCCAGGAACACGACCAUCCCGACGAAGAAGGAGCAGGUGUUCUCGACGUACUCGGACAACCAGCCUGGAGUGUUGAUCCAGGUGUACGAGGGCGAGCGGACGAGGACCCGGGACAACAAUCUGCUCGGCAAGUUCGAGCUCUCUGGGAUUCCUCCUGCGCCUCGGGGUGUCCCGCAGAUCACUGUGUGCUUCGACAUCGACGCGAAUGGCAUCCUCAACGUGUCGGCCGAGGACAAGACGACUGGGCAGAAGAACAAGAUCACCAUCACCAAUGACAAGGGUCGGCUGAGCAAGGACGAGAUCGAGAAGAUGGUGUCCGAGGCCGAGAAGUACAAGUCCGAGGAUGAGGAGCACAAGAAGAAGGUGGAGGCGAAGAACUCGUUGGAGAACUACGCCUACAACAUGAGGAACACCAUCCGGGAUGACAAGAUCGCCGGGAAGCUGGAUGCUGACGACAAGAAGAAGAUUGAGGACGCGGUGGAGCAGACCAUUCAGUGGCUGGAUCAGAACCAGCUGGGCGAGGCGGACGAAUUUGAGGACAAGAUGAAGGAGCUGGAGAGCAUCUGCAACCCCAUAAUUGCGAGGAUGUACCAGGGAGCUGGAGGGGCCCCGGGUGAUAUGCCCAUGCCCGGUGCUGGAGCUGGCGGGUAUCCGGGUGCUGGAGGUGGUGGUGCCGGGGCUGGGGCCGGCGCCGGUCCCAAGAUCGAGGAGGUUGAUUAAGCUCGAGAAAAGAAGCUGAGGUUUUGCUUGUGAAAUUUUUUUAUAUUUAGAAAGAACCGCAUUAUCUCCGGUGGUUCCGAGUAUUGCCGAGCCUCUUUUAUACGGGCCAUAGUGUCUUGGCCUGCGUGUCUUUGAGGAACCCUAACUUGAACUCCUUUGGGACGGCCCUUGA
This is a messenger RNA of Selaginella moellendorffii, 2193 nucleotides long. RefSeq names its product heat shock cognate 70 kDa protein 2. Gene Ontology annotation, cellular component: cytoplasm. The transcript has 2 exons. Gene Ontology annotation, biological process: protein refolding; cellular response to unfolded protein. Gene Ontology annotation, molecular function: ATP hydrolysis activity; misfolded protein binding; ATP binding. The record is from RefSeq and is a predicted model, not a curated record. Bases 48 to 2021 code for a protein of 657 amino acids. NCBI's taxonomy places the organism in Eukaryota, Viridiplantae, Streptophyta, Lycopodiopsida, Selaginellales, Selaginellaceae.